Molecule: messenger RNA, 357 nt
Organism: Parastagonospora nodorum SN15
Lineage: Eukaryota; Fungi; Ascomycota; Dothideomycetes; Pleosporales; Phaeosphaeriaceae
Exons: 2
Coding region: 1-357 (118 amino acids)
Source: RefSeq, a predicted model, not a curated record
AUGUCCAAUCGGCUCCUCAGCUGCAAGGGUGUGCCCAAGCUCGCCUACCAUUAUGACUCGCUCUCCAGCUGUGAGGCGGUUCAAACCCGUCUCCCCGUCCGUGUGCUCCUCGGUCCGACCAUGCCGCACCCGGUGAACUACUGUGUCGGCGACUGGGUGCCUCAUCCGAGUUUUCGCGUGGCGCUGAGCUUUCACAAUGAAGAUGGCCAUGUUAUUCGCCGAUCAGCCAAUAAUCGGAAGCAAGAGAUUGGCGAAGCCGCAAUAGGCUUAGGAGGAGCAUCUAGCUUUGGUGAUCUGGGGCUUUGCGGCUUUGCCGAGGACGUUCCGCGGCUUGGUACCCAGGAGGCUCCAUACUGA